Messenger RNA from Arabidopsis thaliana (thale cress), 1419 nucleotides. RefSeq names its product PLATZ transcription factor family protein. The coding region runs from base 315 to 1055 and encodes 246 amino acids. The record is from RefSeq and is marked reviewed. The transcript has 4 exons. Lineage: Eukaryota; Viridiplantae; Streptophyta; Magnoliopsida; Brassicales; Brassicaceae.
AAAAAUAUAAUUUAGGAACAAACAAAAAAGAUACCUUUAAUAAUAAACAAAAAUAACUCUAAAAAUAUUUUAAAAUGAAAUUCGUAUGAAAUAUAAACCGCAUAAACUUAUCGUGACCGCCUUCAAAUAAAAAUAAAACCCUUUAUUUUCUCUCUUUCAGCCGCCGCUUUCACUUACCUCUUCCUCUUCCUUCUUCUUCUUCUACCUUCUUCUCGUAAAGGUUUUGCUACACACUGGAGCUCGCAAAUCUGGCUAUCGAAAACCACAAUCACAAACUCAACUUCGGGGCCUUCAAGGCCAAUCACAAGAAAGUCAUGGGACCAAUGAUAAGAACAGAGGAAGAAGAAGACUAUACAAGUCCACCGUGGCUAAUGCCAAUGCUACGAGGGAGUUACUUCGUCCCUUGUUCCAUCCAUGUCGAUUCAAACAAAAACGAAUGCAAUUUGUUCUGUCUUGAUUGUGCUGGAAAUGCCUUUUGCUCUUACUGUUUAGUCAAACAUAAAGACCAUCGUGUUGUUCAGAUACGAAGAUCUUCGUACCAUAACGUUGUGAGAGUGAAUGAGAUACAGAAGUUCAUAGACAUCGCUUGUGUUCAGACAUAUAUUAUCAACAGCGCAAAGAUCGUGUUCCUCAAUGAAAGACCUCAGCCUAGAAUCGGUAAAGGUGUUACAAACACUUGUGAAAUCUGUUGCAGAAGUCUCCUUGAUUCUUUCAGGUUCUGCUCUCUCGGCUGCAAGCUUGGAGGAAUGAGGAGAGGAGAUUUAUCUCUAACCUUCUCUUUGAAAGGAAAGCAUGGGAGAGAGUACCUUGGUGGGUCGGAAUCAGAUGAAGCUACUACACCGACUAAGAUGCGUAAGACCAAUGCUUUCAACCGUCUGAUGAGUGGUCUCUCGAUCUCAACCGUUAGAUUCGAUGACUACGGUCCCAAUGGUGAUCAAAGGUCUUCAAGCUCUGGUGAUGAAGGUGGUUUUAGUUUCUCUCCGGGAACACCUCCGAUCUAUAAUCACCGGAAUUCAAGCAGACGAAAGGGUGUCCCUCACCGUGCUCCGUUCUAAGAAAAGAUAAUUACUAAAUUUCCAACCCCAUAGUAAUUAAUUAUAUAUAUAUAUAUAUAGAUAAUGGUAUAAUACAAUGUAUAACUUGGGGUGAAAUUUAGGAUGUAGUCAUAAUGUUGUAAAUGUGUAUUAUUUCUUUUUAUAGUUUUUCUAAAAGAUAAAGGUGAAAUAAUUAGAACACAUACAUAAAUACAUUUUUUAUAAGUAUAGAAGAAUUAGGUUUUAUAGUGGAAGUGUUUGAUGUUUAGUUUGUUUAAAAGGCAUGGCUUUGUCUUGUGUUGUAAUGUAAUGUGUACAUUAAAUUUUUGUUCAUACAAUAAUAAUAUCAAGGUGAAUGAUAUAUUAUAAAGUUUAUGCGUUGUCU